This is a messenger RNA of Lentinula edodes (shiitake mushroom), 1519 nucleotides long. Its product is annotated as Aldo/keto reductase. The record is from RefSeq and is a predicted model, not a curated record. Gene Ontology annotation, molecular function: D-arabinose 1-dehydrogenase [NAD(P)+] activity. The transcript is spliced from 5 exons. The coding region runs from base 190 to 1386 and encodes 398 amino acids. Gene Ontology annotation, cellular component: cytosol. NCBI's taxonomy places the organism in Eukaryota, Fungi, Basidiomycota, Agaricomycetes, Agaricales, Omphalotaceae. Gene Ontology annotation, biological process: dehydro-D-arabinono-1,4-lactone biosynthetic process.
ACAUAUGAGUCUUCUUUAUCCAUAUUGCCUCCCGGUUUCCUGUCGGUCCGUGGAAGGUCCGCAUAAUUGCGAUCGAUGAAGCGAUAUGGUGAAGCGAUAUAGUCAUUGAAACCUUCAAUGUUUUUCCGCGUUGCUCGUUGACCAUCUGAACCAGCUCGAGGAGCUCAAUACCCAUCGUAUUUUACCGACAUGGUUACACCUGCGCCGCUGAGCUUGAUCGUCCCUAGUGAAGCUGCUCCGGACGAGGAAGAAGACAAGGCAUUACCAGGAGCUCCCGUAGCACUGCUCGAAAACGCCUUCUGUCUUCCUAGUUUGAUCCUCGGUGCUGGGACUCUGAGCAAUCAGUAUAACAGUAAUGACCAUCUGUCCGGUUUUGCGCCUAUGCGUUUGGUCCGCCUCGCGUUACGCUAUGGUAUCAAGGCCUUCGACACGUCAAUCUAUUAUGGGCCUUCGGAAAUUGUUCUUGGAAAUGCUCUGCGUUCGGUAAAGGACGAAUUUCCAAGAGAAUCAUAUCAAUUAAUGACUAAAUGUGGUCGUUUCGGUGCAAACUCAUUCGACUAUUCACCCGCUGCGAUUCGGAAUAGUGUGUUGCAAAGUUUACAUCGGCUACAAACGGAAUACCUGGAUACAGUCUAUUUGCACGACGUAGAGUUCGUGUGUACUCCUGUGCAAGCGAAGCAAACAGGUAAUCACGCGUUAGCGCUGACAGAGGAGAAGGCUGCGUAUGGAUUAGAGGAAGGCCAAGAAGGAAUUAUUUAUGGCGAAGGUGAUCAGAAAAUUUUGGAUGCUUUUGCGGAGUUGAGGAAAAUGAAAGAGGAGGGCUUGAUAAGAAGUAUCGGUAUCACUGGUUACCCUGUAGCCACUCUGCUCCGCCUCGCGCUUCUCAUUUUCCAUAACCCACCAUACGAGCCGAUCGAUGCCCUCCUUUCCUAUUCUCACAUCUCUCUUCAAAACUCGACGUUUGCCGAAUUCGUUCCUCAUUUUCGGCAACGCGCAAAGGUCAAACAAUUGGUCGCUGCUUCGCCUUUUAGUAUGGGUUUGCUUACUCCGUCGAUCCCGCACUGGCAUCCGGCACCGGAAGGAUUAAGAAAGGCUGUUACCAAAGCUCGAGCUGAGUACGGUGGGGAUGGAUUUAUUGACGCUGCCCUGGCGUACUCGAUUCGACGAUGUGGACCUGAAGAUUUGGAUGUUCCGCUUGUGGUGGGUGUGAGUACGCCCGCAGAAGUACAUAAAUGUGUACAGGUUUGGAGAAAGGUCCGUGAAAAACCGAUGAGUGCCGAUGAACGACAGAAGGAGGCGGAGGUCCUAGAAGCUUUCAGUAAAGCUGGUUUCUUGAAUUGGUCUUGGGCUUCUCCGGAUAGAACGUCCGGAGUAAGUAGACUCUAGAUAGGGCUUGGUGAUAUUCCACUAGCAAUUUCUUCACUUUUGGGUUACAUACAUACAUAGUACUGGGAAGAGUUUUUUUUUGUUUUUGUGUUUACAGUUUCCGGCCCGACAAUAAUUACACUUCCGAUUCAUG